Closterium sp. Naga37s-1 is the source of this 813-nucleotide messenger RNA. NCBI's taxonomy places the organism in Eukaryota, Viridiplantae, Streptophyta, Zygnematophyceae, Desmidiales, Closteriaceae. The record is from the annotation of a GenBank genome assembly.
AUGGGCUGGAUGGAGGAGGGGUUGGGGGAAGGGAAUACACGUUCAGAAGAGAGGCAAUCCCAGUGGGUGCAGCAGGUGGGUGCAGCAGGUGGGUGCAGCAGGUGGGUGCAGCAGGUGGGUGCAGCAGGUGGGUGCAGCAGGUGGAUGCAGCAGGUGGGUGCAGCAGGUGGGUGCAGCAGGUGGGUGCAGCAGGUGGGUGCAGCAGGUGGGUGCAGCAGGUGGGUGCAGCAGGUGGGUGCAGCAGGUGGGUGCAGCAGGUGGGUGCAGCAGGUGGGUGCAGCAGGUGGGUGCAGCAGGUGGGUGCAGCAGGUGGGUGCAGCAGGUGGGUGCAGCAGGUGGGUGCAGCAGGUGGGUGCAGCAGGUGGGUGCAGCAGGUGGGUGCAGCAGGUGGGUGCAGCAGGUGGGUGCAGCAGGUGGGUGCAGCAGGUGGGUGCAGCAGGUGGGUGCAGCAGGUGGGUGCAGCAGGUGGGUGCAGCAGGUGGGUGCAGCAGGUGGGUGCAGCAGGUGGGUGCAGCAGGUGGGUGCAGCAGGUGGGUGCAGCAGGUGGGUGCAGCAGGUGGGUGCAGCAGGUGGGUGCAGCAGGUGGGUGCAGCAGGUGGGUGCAGCAGGUGGGUGCAGCAGGUGGGUGCAGCAGGUGGGUGCAGCAGGUGGGUGCAGCAGGUGGGUGCAGCAGGUGGGUGCAGCAGGUGGGUGCAGCAGGUGGGUGCAGCAGGUGGGUGCAGCAGGUGGGUGCAGCAGGUGGGUGCGUCUGAGGGAUUGCCAGAGCAGCGACCAGUCAAGGCGGAAGAGGGAGAGCCCACGCAGGCGCAGUAG